Orbicella faveolata is the source of this 986-nucleotide messenger RNA. Its product is annotated as smad nuclear-interacting protein 1-like. Lineage: Eukaryota; Metazoa; Cnidaria; Anthozoa; Scleractinia; Merulinidae. The record is from RefSeq and is a predicted model, not a curated record. Gene Ontology annotation, molecular function: protein binding.
UGUUGGGAGAGUGGCAUAAUUAGGGAAUAGGGUCCACCUUAUUCUCUUUUAGAAUGCUCGGCUGUAUUAUACAAUAAAAUGCAAGCAUAUUUUUUGAUAUGUUUUACUUUUUUCAGACUACAUAUUCCAGAGACAGAAGUAGGGUCAGAGACAGACAAAGGCGUGAAAACCCAGCUGAAGAAAGAACAUCCCACAACAGAACUGGUGACAGAGGUCAUUCUGCUAGGCUGGAACAGGCUGUGGACGAAGAAAGUAGAAGAGAAAGUGACGUGCAAGUUGAAGGGCCUAACUACAACCUCUCUGGAAAAUUGACAGAAUAUUCAAACACAUACAAGGGUGUGGUCAUCAAAUAUAAUGAACCUCCUGAAGCUAGAAAGCCGAAGACAAGGUGGCGUCUUUAUCCCUUUAAAGGGGAACAGGCCAUGUCUGUUAUGUACAUUCACAGACAAAGUGCAUAUUUGCUUGGAAGACAAAAACAUAUAGUUGAUAUUUCACUAGAUCACCCAUCUUGUUCAAAACAACAUGCAGUUCUUCAGUACAGACUGGUGGAUUAUGAACGAGCUGAUGGCACUGCAAGCAAGAAAGUUAAGCCAUACAUUAUUGACCUAGAUUCCAUUAAUGGCACAUUUCUUAACAACCAGAAAAUAGAUCCCAGAAGAUUCUAUGAGUUAAAAGAAAAGGACGUUCUAAAAUUUGGUUUCAGUACAAGAGAAUACGUGAUUCUAACAGAGAAAUCUCAAGAUAUGGACGAGGAUGAACCAGCUGAGGAGAGAAUUCAGUCAUGAACAUACCACGGGACAAGACUUACAUGCUUUUUUACUGCGUAGCGUACAAUGAAACAAAACGAUGCGGACACUUUGUGUUAACCCCCCACUUAUGUUGCCUCCCUUAAAACGUUAUUUUCGUAUUUUAUUAAACACAGAAAUAAAAUUAACAAUAAAACAUCAUGCUGAUGGAUAUUUCAGCUUUUGCUAGGGCUGGGACAA